Molecule: messenger RNA, 2366 nt
Organism: Ruditapes philippinarum (Manila clam)
Lineage: Eukaryota; Metazoa; Mollusca; Bivalvia; Venerida; Veneridae
Exons: 5
Coding region: 247-1365 (372 amino acids)
Cellular component (GO): plasma membrane
Source: RefSeq, a predicted model, not a curated record
UUUUAAUUAUGACACUUAUAUUUUCGGACAUGUUUGAUGAUUCAUUUGAAGUACCUCGGAAUAUUAAAAUAAUUAUAUUUUCAAGUGUCAUUUAUGUUUUCUGCGUUUUUAAGCUAUUUAAAGGAAGUUUAUGAUUGUUAAUGUCAAAUAUCUCGGUUUAAUGAUUUGACACAAUAUCUGGAAGUUUAAUCAUAAGAAGAAACAACAGUGCCGUUUCGUAUCGUAAUUUAACUGAGAAAUGUUCAAAUGACGGGACUAUUUAUUCCAGGCUUGAUUUUUUUAUUUGCCAAGGCGGUGAAUCCUCUUACAGAAACACCCGGUUUUAUUGGAUGCUACAAAGAUAUAGCAGGAAGAACUAUUACUGAUGCUUUAAGGCAUAAAAUAAUGAAGAGAGAUGCUUAUGUAUUAGAAUGUAUCAACUAUUGUGCAAGAGCCCAUUAUAGAUACGCCGGGGCAAAGUAUCACAGGCAACACAUGAACUGUUAUUGUGGCAACAAAACACGAUAUCAUAAUGUUGAAUCAAAGUGCGAUUAUUCUUGCCCAGGCAGCGGUAAAAAGGAAUGUGCGGGAGCAGGAGAAAUAACAUUGUUUACAACUGUUUACGAUGGAAAAGACGACGAAAGUGACGGUAAAAAUGAUGAUGAAUAUAACAAUGAUGGUGACGAUGAAAAUGACGAUAAAAAUGAUGAUGAAUAUAACGAUGAAGGUGACGAUGAAAAAGACGGUGUAAAUGACGAUGGAAACACAACUCCAAUUAUCAUAUCUGUCAUAAUCCUUGUAGUCAUAGCAACUGGGGCUGUCAUUUUCUGGAAAAAAUGGCAAAGAUGUCAUAAUGACAAACAACGAUUCCCUGAAGUAAAGCCUGUCCAAAGAACAGCAACACAAGGAAACGCAAUGUUCCAAAAUCUUCCAGAAAUAUCAACGUCGAUUUAUUCAACCGAAACAGCUGACAACCCUUACAAUUACACAGAGAUAACAGAUUUUCAAAAUUCACCAACCAGUCCAAAACCUGUCCUUGAUGUCUCUGAAACGAUGUCAAAAGGCUUAUAUGACCGUGCUAAUUCAAGACCACCUCUAAACGCACCAAGCCAUUCGAAUUACAAUCAUAUUAUGAUCAACAAAGAUGGAUUGACUUCCGAAAACAGUUAUUCGUGUACGGAAAAUCUUCGUAGACAUGAAGUUCUUCUAUCGAGACUAGGGAAGAAUAAUGAAGGCACAUAUAACACGCUGACUGAGGAUGCCCAUAUAAAUGUAAACGGUGACUUAUAUAACCAUGCAGGUGUGAGAUUAUUUUCCACCAAUGUCAAUAAGCAUGGAAGCAAAGAAUAUUGCCAUUUAACAAGCGUGGAGAGAGAACACAAAUGAUAUAAAGAAUAUGUCGUAAUAAAAUUAAUUUGAUAAUGAUCUAUUAAAGUGGACACAAAAAGCUGUGAAAGGGUGGCACUUUUUAAGAUAUUCAUUUUUUUGUUAAGUUAGUCAAGUAAAUCUAAUCCCAAUCCAAGCCCCAGGUGUUUUGCAUUAUGUUGCAUUAAAACUGUGAUUAUUUGAAUUCCAAAACGUAUUCAAAACUGUAAAGCAAGCAUACUUGUAAAUCAAAAAGAUAUAUUGUGUUUUAUUAGCUCAAACUUUUAAUUCGUCAAUGUCCGUGUUUAUCAAAAAGGGACCAACAGUGUUCAAACCGUUACAAAUCGAAGUAUACUUAUUUUCACCUACAAUGCGGUUAAAAUAUAAUAUAAAUUUAUGUGUGCUGGUUUGCUUUUAACAUAGAGAUACUCACAUCUUUUGUAAUACUCUAUCGGUCGCUCCAUUUAACAUGCUUCCUUGGAUAUCAACCUACUGCCCUAUCAGUGUUGUGUUGGUGAGUGACAAAUGGCCAUUAAACUCAAUUUCCGAGAUCAGUUUUCACGGCGACAUUUUACCUCGGCUGAUGAUCAAAUCAUUAAAUCUGAUGCUCACAUUAUUGAGCAAGUACGCGGAAAAAACUUGCAGUAAUUGCUUACAGUUUGACAUGAACGAUCUUUUAGGACACAAUAAAAAGCAUUAGAGAUAUAACUACAAUUAUAAACAACGUUGUUUUUUUAAAUAAUAAAAUGUUAGUUAAAUAAUGGCCUUAUUUCUUAGUUAUACAAGUAUUUGGUUGAAGUUGACGGUCAUUCAAUCAAACGCUUCAAUCAAAUAAUUACUAUUAUGUUAGACAUGUGUACAUUUAUCAUACUUUAUAUAUUUCACCACGUUCAAAAUUUGAUUAAAACAGAUCUUAAACAUUUUGGUGUCAAAUCUUAGAUAAUUUAUAAGGGAAACAACACAGACAACUUUGCAGAGCCCUUCUUAGCCUGUUAUAUCAGACCCUAGCGUUGUAUUCUCUA